Molecule: messenger RNA, 6951 nt
Organism: Cynoglossus semilaevis (tongue sole)
Lineage: Eukaryota; Metazoa; Chordata; Actinopteri; Pleuronectiformes; Cynoglossidae
Gene: tncb
Product: tenascin Cb
Exons: 23
Coding region: 458-6001 (1847 amino acids)
Biological process (GO): neuron projection development; regulation of cell adhesion
Molecular function (GO): protein binding
Source: RefSeq, a predicted model, not a curated record
CCGCAAAAGGGUCUACUGUUUAAGGGAAAGGGGAUUCUCUUGCUCUCUCUCUCUUCCUCACACCCUCUCUCUUGCUCACUGUGUUUGUCUGUCUCUCACCCCCUCCCUCUCUCUCUCUCUCUCUCCCUCUCGCUCUCUUUACUGGCUCCACAUCAGCCAGGGCUCUGUAGGUAGACUCCAGUCCACACUCUGAAGAAAGAGAGGGAAGACAGAAGUGUCAGCCACAGAGAGAUACAGCAUGGAGAGAAUGUGUGCCUGAGAAAGGCUCUUCAACACAACUGCUCUGCUGCUGCUGCGUCUCCCACUGCUGCUGCUGCUGCUGCUGCUGCUGCUCAUAUUUGACUCCGUGAGCUCUGUGAGAGUGAGGUCUAAAGACCAGAACACCAGUCUGCUCGACUCCACCUGUGGUCUCCAGCUUCUACUUCCGCAGAAGCUGCUGAGUCAACGUGUAGUCACCAUGUGGGUAAAAUAUUUCCUCUUAGGCUGUGUAGCCACAGCCUUGCUCUUCCAACUCUCCACCGCUGGCCUGGUUCGGGUCAUCCGUCACCGUAGAGAGACUCUGUCUCCCAAAUCAACACAGGAAAACCUGACACUGCCCAAUCCUGACCAGCCUGUGGUUUUUAACCAUGUCUACAACAUCAACGUUCCCACCACCUCCCUCUGCUCUGUGGAUCUGGACUCACCUGGGACCAUGGACUUGAAACACAAUACUGCCCCUAUAGAUAUGCAAAAUACAGAGCAAAUGGAACACACGAUGGAUGGCGAGAACCAGAUUGUCUUCACCCAUCGCAUCAACAUCCCCAAGCAGGCAUGUAAUUGCAACAACCAGCUGCCAGACAUGAAGGACAUCCUGAACAGGUUGGAGAUGCUGGAAGCUGAACUGUCCAGUCUGAGGGAGCAGUGCAGCAGUGGCUCAGGCUGCUGUGGAGCCCAGGUUACAGGGGAGGUUGCCACAAAGCCCUACUGCAACGGCCAUGGCAACUGGAGUGCUGAAUCCUGCAGCUGCACAUGUGAGCCUGGAUGGAGGGGCCCCAACUGCACAGAACCUGAGUGUCCCAACGACUGUCAGGACCAAGGGCGCUGUGUAGACGGUAAAUGUGAUUGCUUUGAAGGCUUCGACGGUGACGACUGCAGUGUGGAGGUCUGUCUGCUGGACUGCGGCGACUACGGUCACUGUGUUGAUGGCUCCUGCCUGUGUGAGGAGGGCUUCCUUGGAAAAGACUGUGCGGAUACCAACUGCCUCAACAACUGCCUGGGCCGUGGACGAUGUGUAGAGGAUGAGUGCGUUUGUGAUGAGCCAUGGACGGGCUUUGACUGCUCUGAACUCAUCUGCCCCAAUGACUGCUACGACCGUGGUCGAUGUGACAAUGGCACCUGUUACUGUGACGAGGGAUUCACCGGGGAAGACUGCGGCAAUCUCACCUGUCCUGGAAACUGUAACAAUCGUGGUAUGUGUGUGAACGGUCAGUGCAUGUGCCAGACGGGCUACAGUGGAGAGGACUGUUCAAAGUUGACCUGUCCCUCAAACUGUAAUGACAGGGGCCACUGCUUCAACGGAAAAUGCAUCUGUGAUCCAGGAUUCGAGGGUGACGAUUGCUCUAUCCUUUCCUGCCCUGAAAACUGCAACAACAGGGGGCAGUGUGUUAAUGGAUUAUGUGUUUGUGACAUUGGAUACCAGGGUGAAAACUGUGGUGAACUGUCCUGUCUCAACAACUGCCAUGACCAUGGCCGCUGUAUCGAUGGACAGUGCUUGUGUAAUAAGGGAUACUCUGGUGAGGACUGCAGCAUCAAGACCUGUCCCAAAGACUGCACAGGCCAUGGUGAGUGUAUUGACGGCAAGUGUGUGUGCUUCAUCGGCUUCACUGGUAAAGACUGUAGUGUGCUCACCUGCCUCAAUGACUGUCUCGACCAUGGACACUGUGUGCAUGGGAAAUGCGUUUGCCAUGAAGGCUUCACCGGUGAGGACUGCAGUGAGAAGACAUGUCCCAACAACUGUCUGGACAGGGGUUUGUGUGUAGAUGGAAAAUGUGUUUGCCAUGAAGGCUACACCGGUGAGGACUGCAGUGAGAAGACAUGUCCCAACAACUGUCUGGACAGGGGUUUGUGUGUAGAUGGAAAAUGUGUUUGCCAUGAAGGCUUCACUGGCGAGGACUGCAGUGAGAAGACAUGUCCUAACAACUGUCUGGACAGGGGUUUGUGUGUAGAUGGAACAUGUGUUUGCCAUGAAGGCUUCACUGGUGAGGACUGCAGUGAGAAGACAUGUCCCAACAACUGCCUGGACAGAGGGUUCUGCGUAGAUGGAACAUGUGUUUGCCAUGAAGGCUUUACCGGUGAGGACUGCAGUGAGAAGACAUGUCCCAACAACUGCCUGGACAGAGGGUUCUGCGUAGAUGGAACAUGUGUUUGCCAUGAAGGUUUCAUUGGUGAGGACUGCAGUGAGAAGACAUGUCCCAACAACUGUCUGGACAGAGGGUACUGUGUGGACGGGAACUGUGUGUGCUACGAGGGUUUCACCGGCCCUGACUGCUCCACACUGACCUGUCCAGGAGACUGUCAGAACCAGGGACGCUGUGAGAACGGAGUGUGCGUCUGUGAGGAGGGCUUCAUUGGAGAAGACUGUUCUGAAGUCUCUCCACCCAAGAACCUUAAAGUGGUGGAGAUCACUCCUGAGACAGUAGACCUGUCCUGGGAAAAUGAGAUGCGUGUUACAGAGUACCUGAUCACCUACAUGCCCACAGCAGCAGGAGGUUUGGAGUUGGACAUGAGGGUGCCUGGAGAUCAGAAGCUGGCCACUAUCAGGGAGCUGGAACCUGGCAUCGAGUACAUCAUCAACGUAUACGCCAUUCUUAGCAACAAAAGAAGUGUUCCAGUCAGUGCCAGAGUGGCCACACAUCUACCUGAGCCUGAAGGACUCAAGUUCAAGUCGGUUAGGGAGACCUCAGUGGAGGUUCAGUGGGAGCCGUUGAACAUUCCCUUCGAUGGUUGGAACCUCAUCUUUAGAAACACAAAAGAGGAGGACGGUGAGAUUCUUAAUGCUCUCGGUCGUCCAGAGACCACCUUUGAGCAAUCGGGCCUGGGCCCAGGCCAAGAGUACGAGGUCAAGUUAGAGGUGGUGAAGAACAACAAGCGCGGACCGCCUGCCUCCAGGAACAUUGUCACAAAGAUUGACGCCCCAGGCCGAGUGGACGUACGAGAUGUGACAGACACAACAGCUCUGGUGACCUGGUUCCAGCCUGUGGCCCAUGUGGACAAGGUCAGCGUUUCAUACGGGCCCAGCUCGGACCCAUCUGAUCGCAGUGUGGUGGACCUGUCUUCAACUGACACCCAGUAUCACCUGGGAGGUCUGGUGCCCGACACUCAAUAUGAGGUGUCUCUGACUGGACAGAUGGGAGAAAGGAGCAGUAUUCCUGUUUACAAAUCCUUCCUCACAGACCUGGAUGCCCCCAGGAAUCUGCAGACAGUGGACGUGACAGAUGAAAGCAUCACUCUGGAAUGGAGGAACAGUCAAGCUCACGUGGACAACUAUCGUAUCAAGUAUGGACCUCUGUCUGGAGGAGAACAUGGUGAACUGCUGUUUGGUCCCGGUCCAAAGGACACCACACAGGCCAAGAUCACAGGACUCAGACCGGGGACAGAAUAUGGAAUGGGAGUCACAGCGUUGAAAGACGAGCGGGAGAGUCUGCCAACGACCACCAAUGCAGUGACUGCCUUGGAUGCUCCGAAGGACCUGACAGCGACAGAGGUGACAGAAACCACCAUUGUGCUAGAGUGGAAGCGACCUCUGGCCAAGUUUGACCACUACAGACUCAUCCACGUGUCCGCUGACGGUCAUAGAACAGAGGAAAAUGUCCCAGGAAGCUCCGACACUCACAUCUUAACAGGUUUAACGCCUGGAAUGAUGUACACCAUCAGCAUCACUGCAGAGAGAGGUCGCAGGAGCAGCGUACCGUCCACAAUCUCCGCACCGACAGAGGAGGAGAAGCCUGUGGUGACCAACAUAACCAUCAGUGAUGUGUCCUGGGACAGUUUCCUCUUGUCCUGGACAGCAGAGGAUGGUGCAUUUGAUUCCUUUCUGGUGGAGGUCUCUGAUGCAGAAACAGGUGCUGAGUGGCAGAACCACACUCUGCCCUCUGAAGCUCGUAGCCUCUCUGUCUCUGGCCUUGCACCCUCCACCUGGUACAGAGCUAAUCUGUACGGUGUGUUCAGAGGUCUCCUCUUAGAUCCCGUCUUUGCAGACACCAUCACAGAAACGGAGCGUGUGGUAGAGGCUCUCCUGGUCUCGGAUGUCACCAGUGACACCUUCAGACUGGACUGGGUGACUGAAGAAGACGCCUUUGACACUUUUGUCCUCAUGGUCAGUAAGGCAGAGGGCGCCGGUGAACCACGAGAGCUGGUGUUGGGUGGUGACGAGCGAUACGCAGUCAUGACUAACUUCUCUGAAGACACAGUAUAUAAGAUCCAGAUCUUUGGGCUGGUUGCUGGACGAGGCUCCCAGUCUGUGACGGAGUGGGUGAGAACAGACCUGGGUGCUCCAAAAGGAAUUCGCUUCUCUGAUGUCACUGACACCUCCGCUACUGUUCACUGGGCAGUUCCUAGAGCCCGGGUUGACAGUCACCAGGUCACAUAUGUGCCAGCUCACGGAGGCCACGCCAAGACUCUGACUGUGAUCAACGAUGAGUCUCACACUGUUUUGUCCAACCUGACGCCCGGGGUGACCUACCAGGUCACUGUGAUUGCUGUCAAAGGUCAGAGGGAGAGUGAGCCUGGGUCAGAUAGUCUCACCACAGCUCUGGAUAAACCUCGGGGUCUGAAUGCAGUCAACAUCACAGACACUGGAGCUCUGUUGCUUUGGCAACCAAACAUCGCCAACGUGGACGGCUACGUCAUCACCUACAGCGCUGACUCUGUGGCUCCUGUGAUGGAGCGUGUCUCAGGAAACGUGGUGGAGUUCGAGAUGAACUCUCUGACCCCUGCUACCCACUACACUGUCAAAAUCUAUGCUGUCAGAGAUUUGGCUAAAAGUGCAGCCACGACCACAGACUUCAUCACCGAUGUGGACGCUCCUCAGGAACUGACUGCCACUAACAUUCAGACUGAAACCUGCAUGUUGACCUGGAGACCUCCUCGUGCCGACAUCACUGGUUACAUCCUCAGCUACUCGUCUGCAGACGGUAGCAUCAGGGAGGUGGUGCUCAGUCCCACUGCUGUGUCAUACAACAUGGCUCAGCUCAGUGCUUCCACGGUGUACUCAGUCAGACUUCAGGCUAUUGCUGGACCAAAGAGGAGCAGAAUCAUCAACACCGUCUUUACCACUAUUGGUGUGUUGUACAGAUACCCCAGAGACUGCUCCCAGGCUCUCCUGAAUGGUGAAACAUCAUCUGGUCUUUACACCAUCUAUCAGAGCGGAGAUGAGAACCAACCACUGCAGGUUUACUGUGACAUGAGAACUGACGGAGGAGGAUGGAUCGUUUUCCUCAGACGUCAAAGCGGAAAGUUAGAGUUUUUCCGUAACUGGAAGAACUACACAGCUGGAUUUGGUGACAUGAACGAUGAAUUCUGGCUCGGUUUGUCCAACCUUCAUAAGAUCACAGCUGGAGGUCAGUACGAGCUGAGAGUCGACCUGAGAGAUAAAGGGGAAACAGCCUACGCUCAGUACGAUAAGUUCUCUGUUUCUGAGCCUCGGACCCGAUACAAAGUACAUGUAGGAGGAUACAGUGGAACAGCAGGUGACUCCAUGACCUACCACCACGGCCGGCCUUUCUCCACCUACGACCACGAUAAUGACAUUGCUGUCACCAACUGUGCUCUGUCCUACAAAGGAGCCUUCUGGUAUAAAAACUGUCACAGAGUCAACCUGAUGGGAAGAUACGGAGACAACAGCCACAGCAAGGGUGUGAACUGGUUCCACUGGAAGGGCCAUGAACACUCGAUUGAGUUUGCCGAGAUGAAAAUCAGGCCCUCCAACUUCAGAAAUCUGGAGGGAAGGAGGAAACGCUCAUAGACCUCCACCAUCAUCAACCCAGCCACUAAUAUUCACUCCUUCUCCGUCUGGACUCCAACCCCUCCUGAAACACCCACAUUUUUAACACAUUUCCACCCAGCAGCAACCAAAGCCACUGCCAGGAGUCCCCCCUACCCCUCUCCUUCCCACCCCCCACUUCCUCAACAUUUAUCCUCCUCCAACUGUGAGUCUGGACCCCCACCGCACCCCAUUAUCCUCUAAUGUAAUGAUGCAAAAUGCAUGUGUUAAACUGGAAUUCAACUCAAGCCACGUAGAUUCAAAUCAUGCACCAAAGAGAGCAGGAAAAAUGCUCUAGCUCACCACUUCCUGUUUCCUGCCACGUCCUUCAGAACACGUGAAGACAAGCUUGGACAUUUCCUUACACACCGGGUAACUUGCAAUGCCAUGGUUGUGUAUCUAAUAAAUCAAAGUGAGAACAGUGAUCAUUUAUGUGGAUUCAUGGAGUCAUUCCUCUGCGCAGUAUUGUUCACCAGGGACGGAAAUUAAUUACUCAUUAAUUAAAGGGGGCUGUCAUGACCCUGUGUUUCUCUAGGAGUCUUUUUUGGACCAUUGCAUGGAUAAUAAUGAACAAUUUGACUGUCUAUUCUCAAAGUACAAAAAGAAAUGUAGCCCUGACCUUAGUGUCCUGCCUUGGGGGAAGAGAUAAGGUUUUUUAAAUGCCCAUUUAGCCACAUUUAACGUUUUGUAUUACCAUUUUUAUUACCUUCUUAUAUAGGAAAAUAAUUUACUUGCAUUUUGUGAAUUGGCAAGCUAAUUAGCAUAGCAACUGCCACUUUUGCUGCCAGCCCUAAUCUAAAUUAUAAAUCCUCACUUUUUACAUGCAAAGGAAGCCUGUGGAAACCUUACAGUUGGAUUUUACAUCAAUCCAAUUAAGUAUUUUCCAUCUAGCACCGAUAUUAAACAAACAAACAAACAAACAAACAAACAAA